Molecule: messenger RNA, 1702 nt
Organism: Stomoxys calcitrans (stable fly)
Lineage: Eukaryota; Metazoa; Arthropoda; Insecta; Diptera; Muscidae
Gene: Adgf-C
Product: adenosine deaminase 2
Exons: 7
Coding region: 1-1692 (563 amino acids)
Biological process (GO): inosine biosynthetic process; adenosine catabolic process
Molecular function (GO): adenosine deaminase activity
Source: RefSeq, a predicted model, not a curated record
AUGUUACGGCCUGAAACCACCAAUGCCGCUAUUGGGACUUUCGGCUCCAUUCUAACCCCAAUCCCGGGCUAUAGAUCUGCCGCUCCACAGCUGCUGAUCGAUUACCACCAGCCCUUUGAAAUGAUCAAAUAUAAAUUUGUAUUUACAAUCACCAUCAUAACCUGGAUUACCGCAGCCACAGCCGCAAUAAUAGACACAGGGACGCCAUUAGGAACUUUCAAACAAAAGCAGUAUUAUUCAACCUACCAAGAUGCCCGCUCCGCAGUUAUACAGGCCGAGGAUAAUCUCAGUACCGGUGGUCGUGUUCAUUUGAACAAUCGUGAAACCAAAGUGGAUGAAAUCUUUCUAAAGUACAAAUACGAUGAGUUGGCACGCGGGUUUCACGAUUCCGAUCACAAUACAGCUGCUUUGCAUUUCUUUAAAGCCAAGCCUAUAAUAGAUCGCAGCAAAGUUUUUCAUUUUCUUCAGCAUAUGCCCAAGGGGGCGCUGCUGCAUACGCAUACCUCAGCAUCGGUAAGCUCAAAAUGGGUGGUGCAAAAUAUUUUUCGAAUGCCGGGACUUCUAAGAUGUACCCGUAAAGAUGGCAUAAGUAUACUUACAUUCCGCCAAAUGCCUCAGAAACAUGGUUGUGUGACCCAAUAUGUAUCAGUAAAUGAAGAAAGAAGUCAUUCCGUCUCUGCAGUAGAAUAUGAUCAAGCUUUGGAGAGGCUCAUCAAUUUGUAUACGCCCACACCGGAAUUAGAAUAUCCCACCAUCAACCGGGUUUGGAGCAAAUUUCAGAAUAUGUUUAGCACCAUCUCCGAUGUUCUGUUAUACAUUCCGGCCUAUAGAUCUUUCUAUUGGCAAAUGAUGGAAGAGAUGUACAAUGACAAUAUCAUGUAUUCCGAAAUUCGCAUGAAUUUCUAUGAGUUAUACGACAUAAGUGGUCGCAUAUUUCCUCCUGAAAGGUGUAUAACAGAGUUGAAGGAAAUUAUUGAAAGCUUUAAGCAACAUCAUCCUGAUUUCUUGGGCUUAAAAAUUAUUGUUUCGGCCAAUCGUAAUGCAGAUGUACCAGAAAUGCGCGAACGUUUUGAAUCAUUUAAGAAAUACCAUUCCAUGUUUCCCAAAGAUAUUAUUGGUUUUGAUUUAGUGGGCCAGGAGGACAAAGGCAAACCUUUAAAGGAUUUUGUGAGUAUACUGCAGGAAAAGCCCAAAACAGCCAAAUUCUUCUUUCAUGCGGGGGAGACAAAUUGGUUUGGCUCCUCCACCGAUUACAAUAUCUUGGAUGCCAUUUUAUUGAAUACCACACGCAUUGGACAUGGUUUUGCUCUGAUGAAACAUCCUGUACUGUGGAAUGCGGUGAAAAAUCGUGACAUUGCCAUUGAAGUUAGUCCCAUAUCAAAUCAAGUUUUAGAUCUUGUAUGGGAUUUACGAAAUCAUCCGGGUUCUAUGUUUCUGGCUCAAAACAUACCCAUGGUUGUAUGCAAUGAUGAUCCUGGCUUUUGGAAUGCCAAGGGCUUGAGUUAUGAUUUUUACUAUGCCAUCAUGAGUUUGGCACCCAACGAUGCGGGGCUGAAGAUGCUGAAACAAUUGGUUUGGAAUUCCGUGAAAUAUUCCACAUUUGAACCAGACGAAAGACAAAGGGCUUUUACACUGCUGCAAACGAAAUGGGAUCAAUUUAUAGAUGAGGUCCUAAAAGGUUUAGUAGUUUAGCAAGAGUAUU